This is a messenger RNA of Cyprinus carpio (common carp), 1248 nucleotides long. Its product is annotated as guanine nucleotide-binding protein subunit alpha-11-like. NCBI's taxonomy places the organism in Eukaryota, Metazoa, Chordata, Actinopteri, Cypriniformes, Cyprinidae. Bases 42 to 1019 code for a protein of 325 amino acids. Gene Ontology annotation, molecular function: G-protein beta/gamma-subunit complex binding; G protein-coupled receptor binding; guanyl nucleotide binding. The transcript is spliced from 6 exons. Gene Ontology annotation, biological process: adenylate cyclase-modulating G protein-coupled receptor signaling pathway; action potential; phospholipase C-activating dopamine receptor signaling pathway. Gene Ontology annotation, cellular component: heterotrimeric G-protein complex. The record is from RefSeq and is a predicted model, not a curated record.
AACUAGUAUUUGACCUCCCUGUUCUGCUUCAUGUAAUAUUGAUGUAUUUAUUGUGGAUUUCAGGCACUGGAGAAAGCGGGAAGACGACUUUUAUCAAGCAGAUGAGGAUUAUUCACGGCAAGGGCUUUUCCGAAGAAGACAGGCGUGGCUACACUAAACUGGUUUUCCAGAAUAUUUUCACAGCUAUGAAGGCUCUGACGGUGGCCAUGAACACCCUAAGGAUUCCCUAUGCUAACCCUCAAAACGAGAUAUAUGGGAAACAGUUUCAGGAAGUGGAGAUCCGUCAGAUGGCACAUUUGGACAGAAUGUAUGUGGAGGCUAUCCGCCGACUUUGGGCUGACGAGGGUAUCAAGGCCUGUUACAGUCGUCGUAGAGAGUACCAGCUUCUGGACUCCACAGAAUACUAUAUGACAAAUUUGGACCGUAUUGCGGAUCCAGACUUCAUCCCCACAGCCCAGGAUGUGCUCCGAGUCCGAUUCCCCACCACAGGCAUCCACGAUUACUCCUUAAGCGUGGAGAAAAUCACCCUCAGGAUUGUGGAUGUGGGUGGCCAGAAGUCCGAGAGGCGGAAAUGGAUCCAUUGCUUUGAGAAUGUGACAUCGCUCAUAUUUUUAGCCUCCCUCAGCGAGUACGACCAGGUGCUGGAGGAGAAUAACAAGGACAACCGCAUGAAAGAGAGCUUGUCACUCUUCUACACCACCAUCCACUCGCCGUGGUUCGCCAGCGCCUCCAUCAUCCUCUUCCUAAACAAGAUGGACAUCCUGGAGGAAAAGAUCAAGACGUCAGACCUAAAAAGUUACUUCGCAGGGUUUGACGGCAAAAAGCGAGACAAGAAUGAUGCGAUGGACUACAUCAGUGCCCUAUACCUCGAACAAGCUUUAAAUCGUCAAAAUCGAAAACAGAAAUACAUUUACAAACACUUUACCUGUGCAACCGACACCGACAACAUCCGCAAGGUCUUCGAUGACGUCAAGAGGACCGUUCUCGUCAAGGAGCUGCAGUUAUAUGGUAUGCUUUAAGAUGCAGAGCAGACUGAACUGAUUCCUGGAAAGACAAAACAAUUGUUAAGAUCACUAGAUAUGUUAUAACAUGGUUGAAUGGAUAUCUUUAUUCAUCUUAAUACAGUUGAUUUAACUUCACUGACUGAUUAAUUGCACUUACAUUUGGAAAUAUUUUGUCACAUUUUUUGCAUUUAACACUGAAAGUAAUUUCUAUAUUCUACCAAAACUGAAUUUCACAAAAUAUGAC